Molecule: messenger RNA, 753 nt
Organism: Cajanus cajan (pigeon pea)
Lineage: Eukaryota; Viridiplantae; Streptophyta; Magnoliopsida; Fabales; Fabaceae
Biological process (GO): regulation of DNA-templated transcription
Cellular component (GO): nucleus
Molecular function (GO): DNA-binding transcription factor activity; sequence-specific DNA binding
Source: RefSeq, a predicted model, not a curated record
AUGCAUUUUUCGUAAUUCCAAAACUGCAUCAUCACAUGUGAUCAACAAGAUUCUGUGUCCUCGUCCUCUUUAUAAGCCAUCAAAUAUUGUUUAGAUUUCUUUGCACAUAGUUCUCUUGUGAGAGAGAGAAAUAUGGUUUCAAGGGUUCACAAGAGAACAGCCAUGUACAGGAACCUACAACUGCUUCGUUCAAUCAGAUGCUCUCACUCGCACCCUAAAGCCUCAGUGUUAUUGGAUUUGUCAAAUUACAUAGAAGGUUUAAAACAUAAGCUGCAAGAGUUGAAUCAGUUAACUGUGGCAACAGCACGAAAAAUCGUUGACUAUGAUCCAAUGCCUAAGCUUGAAGUUGAAGCACAAGAAGAGGGUUUUGUGAUCAAGGUUCUGAGUCAAAGCAGUUGCCAAGGGUUGUUGGUGUUUAUAUUGGAAGCCUUUGAAGAGCUGGGUCUUGAUGUGCUUCAGGCUAGGGUUUCUUGUGCAGACAGCUUCAGUUUAGAAGCUCUCGGAAACAAAGAGAACAAUGAAGAUACUCGCCCUUUGGAUGCACACUUAGUUGAAAAAGUAGUAUCUCAAGCUAUUCAAAACUGGAGGGAAGUUUCACAGAUAUAGUGAUCCAGCACCUAUUGUCGUGAUAAAAUUAAAAUCUAUGUUUGCUUAGUUUCCUUCUUGAUACAAUGUUUACUACUUUAUAGAAGUUGGCCUUUCUGAUGAAUAUUUUGAUUAUGAUAAGAUAAUGCUCAACUUUCUCAAGAUAAA